AUGGAAGAGCUGACGAGUCUUGCCGACUCCCCCGCGACCGCUGGUGGACCCCUCCAGAUGGCAUCACCCGAUCGCGUGAACCAGCGCCGCGACAAUCUCUUUGGCACAUUGCGGGCUCAAGGAGCAGCGUCGGACAACGCGGGUCGCGACAGUACGGUGCACGACAAGAUCAGCCAGUUCAACAACAUGAGCAUGCAGGCGAGGCAGCAGGAGCGCAAGUCGGCCGAUGCGGCGCUGAAGCGGGCCAUGCUGGGUCGCGAAGAGGCCGAGGCCGAGAUGAGGCGCAUCAAGGACGAAGCCGGAGCCUUGCGGCGGGAGAUUGAGGAGGGCAAGGAGCGGGAGAGGAGAGUGGGCGAGAGACUGGAAACUGUCAUGGAGACACACGCACACACGCAGGCUCUGUGGGAAAAGGAAAUUCGACGCGCGCGAAAGGAAAACUUCAAGGCGCAAUCGACCAUUGUCAAGCUUCAGGAAGACCUCAAAUCCACCCGGGCAUCAACACAAUUGAUCGAGGAGACUCUACAACACGAAAAGGAUAGGAACCAUGUUCGAGAGGAGCAAAACAUCAAAGCUCAAGCCACCAUUGGCCAGCUUCAGGAGGACCUCAAAUCAGCACAGGCCAUGGCCAAGCUGGUCGAAGAAUCACUACAAAAGGAGAGGGACCGGAGCCUCGCUCGAGAGGAACAAAACCUCAAGGCUCAGUCCACCAUCAGCCAGCUCCACGAGGAGGUCAAAGCUGCGCAGUCCAUGACCAAGCUUAUGCAGGAAUCACUACAAACCGAAAGGGAGAAGAGUCGCGCCCGGGAGCAAGAAACGUUUGAGGCGAAAUACCAGGCUAGCAACCUGCAGGACCAGCUUGAACAAGCAUUCGCCCGGCUUAAGCUGGUCGAACAGGAGCGGGAUGCCUACAAAGUGGCGGCCAAGAACGAAGAGGUUGCACGUCUCGCUGCCGAGGGUCGUAUUCCCCUGCCAACCGAGGAAGCAGAUGACGAGUUUGCGUCGCCCCCUAGGAAGCGGAGGAUCGCAUCGACCAUCAGGUGCAGGGAUCCUCGUGUUUCUCUUUCAACAAUGGAGAUUGUCUCGUCAGCUGCCAGCGAGUUGGAAAUCGAGCAGCUUACCGAGCAACUGCAAUGGGAAAGGCAGAGAGCCGAUCGAGCUCAGGAGAUGAUUGAGUUCAUGCAGGCCGAAUGCCAGAUGCACUGUUGUCCAUGCUCCAAGUCUAAACGUCGGACGAGCAUGUUGGCAAUGCAGCAGCUUCCCCGAACGACCCCUGAAAAGACGAGACUUUCCGUGGAGGCUCCCAUUGAGGAGGAGGAGAAGGAUGUGUCUACUCAGCCUCUUCCGUCACCCGCCCAGCAGCAGCAGGAGCUGAAGCUGGGAAAGCUGAGGAAGGGCGCUAGGCGAAGCACCGUCUUCUACCCUAAGGAGGGCGUCUUCCGUACGGUAUCUGAACAAGAGGCCAUUGAGCUGGAGGCUCAGCGCAAGGCAGAGAUUGUCAUCGAGGCUCACGAGGAGGUUGAGCCGGAGCCGUCUCCUCUCAAAGAAAAAACAGAGGCACAUCAACGUAUGUUUGCGAGAACACCGUCUACCGAGCCAUCAGCCUAUGAUUUAUCCCACGGGAGGUCAUCGCUCAUGUCGCUCAUCAAUGCUCCGCGAAUUGACGCCCUAGCUGACUCUCUUCCGAAUUCCUAUAGCAUCCCGACGGUCCGUGACAACGAAACCGCUCAGGAGAGGAUAAUGCGAUAUCAGGCGGAGGAAGAAGGGGGCUUGAAGCUGGCACCGGCGCCAGAGCCUCAGCCAGCGCAGUUUUCUCUCCCCCGGAAACGCCCAGCUCCCGGUUCCCAAUCUUCUUCCAAAAGCACCUACUCAGUAACCACGACAACCGUCCCGGUUCGAGACGAGCGAUCCUCUAGCUCGUUAUCUUUCACCCAGAGGAUGCGAACUGCGUCCAACAGCAGCAGUGCGAGCUUUGACACCAGCGACCCGGCAAUGAUACCGACCAUGACUCGCGAAGAAGCUCUGGCCAAGAUCCGCGAGAGAAGGGGACGCGCCAGGAGCACGACCAGGGGCGCAGCUACACCACAAAGCCGGCCAACGUCCGGCAUGGGCCGGCGGAACGUGAGCAACCCAACGGGCACGGUUGGAAGCAGGUCCAGGUCCAGGCCCAGGAACGCAUGA
Molecule: messenger RNA, 2178 nt
Organism: Trichoderma aggressivum f. europaeum
Lineage: Eukaryota; Fungi; Ascomycota; Sordariomycetes; Hypocreales; Hypocreaceae
Exons: 2
Coding region: 1-2178 (725 amino acids)
Source: RefSeq, a predicted model, not a curated record